UGCUUUCUUUCUUUUCUCCAAAGAACCAACUGAUAUAAAGUUACAAACAACAAAGAAAGAAACUUGUGAUCGAACUUUGUCGCUGCCCAUACCUUACUUCAAGGUUGCUUCCGCAAUCUUCUUAUGUCACCCUCACUUAUUUCUUCGAGCCCCAGAAUCAGCGGAUUUUGUUCGAGUUUGCGGUUGGAAGUACCGUUUCUAUGAAGCCUGUCGAAGGAUCACUGAACGCCUUGGUUCAGAUGUAGUAGACAGGUUUCUACAAGUUAAAAGAAAAGUUCAAAUUUUUUGUAUGGGGAUAGACCUUAAGCAGCCAUCAGGAGAAUGUCAUGAUGAAGACAGCUGUAAUCCUAUUGUUGCUGAUUUGGUUGAUGGAGCGGAUGGUGUAAACAAUAGUAAUGAACCCAGAAGUUCUUUAAAAGUUGUUGGAAAUGAUAAGGGGAAUGCAGGGCUUGGUAUCAAUGCUGAAUUAGCAAAUUUUGGAAAUGAAGGGUGCACUGGACAAGGAACCAACUUGAAUUCUUCAAAAUUACCAGAGCCCCAUGAUGGGAUGGAAUUUGAUUCAAAGGAGGAAGCAUUUUCAUAUUAUAAAGACUAUGCAAAAUCAGUGGGAUUUACUGCUAUAAUAAAAGCUAGCCGUCGGUCUCAAAUAUCUGGAAAAUUUAAUGAUGCAAAGUUUGCACGUACCAGAUAUGGAAACAAGCAAGAACCCUGUGCAACUGAAACUUCAAAUUCUCUUUCAAAUAUAGAUAAGAUGCCAAGUAUUCCUGUAAAAAGGAAACGGGGUAGAGUGAACUUAUCUUGGGCAAAGACAGAUUGCAAGGCCUGCAUGCAUGUGAAGAGAAGGCAAGACGAUCAAUGGAUCAUCUGUAGUUUCAUAAAAGAACAUGACCAUGAAAUUUUUCCUGAUCAAGCAUAUUACUUUAGGGGAAAUGGGAAUCUAGAUCUAAGAAGUAGCAACGGUGAUGCAUUACAGAUUACCAGGGCUAGAACCAAAAAGAUGAAGGCUGACAAUAGAAAAGGUAGCAGGGGAAACCAUUCAGGCAACAGACAGCAUCUGGCUUUAGAUGAAGCAAAUAUCCAUGCUUUGCUUGACCAUUUUAUGUGCAUGCAAGAUGAGAAUCCUAAUUUCUUUUAUGCUGGAGAUCUAAAUGAAGAGCAGCAAUUGAGAAGUGUUUUCUGGGUUGAUGCAAAAAGUAGGCUUGAUUAUAGACACUUUGGUGAUGUGAUUCUUCUUGACACCACACAUAUCAAGAAUGAAUAUAAGCUUCCUGUUAUUCCCUUUAUUGGUGUGAACCACCACUAUCAGUUCCUGUUGCUGGGAUGUGCAAUUGUGUCUGAUGAGUCUAAAUCAACUUAUACAUGGCUGCUACAGACAUGGUUGAGGGCAAUGGGCGGAUGUGCUCCAAAGGAAUGUCUACAAGGCAACGAUCAGAAGUUAUAAACUGUUUGUUAGACAAGCAUGUGCAGAGGAAAACUACGCUGAGAGUUUAUAGAGCAACACAAAGUGAUAUUACGAGGGAAAUGUGAAGACAAAGCAAAAGCUGAUUUUGAAACUUUCCAUAAACAACCGGCAUUAAAAUCCCCCUCACCUUUUGAGAAACAAAUGGUACCAUUGCACACACGAACAAUAUUUAAGAAAUUCCAGAGUGAGGUCUUGGGAGCUGUCGCUUGCCAUCCAAAAAUGGAAAGUGAAAAUGGACCAACAAAGAUGUUUAGGGUUCAAGAUUUUGAAGAUAAUUGACAAUUUAUUGUCUCGUGGAACAAUAUAACGUCCGAUACAUCUUGUUUAUGCCAUUUCUUUGAAUUCAAUGGUUUUCUUUUUAGGCAUGUAAUGAUUGUUCUACAAAUUUCUGGUGUGCAUCAUAUCCCAUCUCAGUAUAUACUAAAACGAUGGACAAAAGAAGCAAAGAAUAGACAAAUAGCAAGAGAGUUGUCAGAUGUGGUGGACUCUAGGAGCAAAUGCUUUACUAAUCUCUAUCAACAAGCAUUUAAAUUGGGUGA
Molecule: messenger RNA, 2001 nt
Organism: Neltuma alba
Lineage: Eukaryota; Viridiplantae; Streptophyta; Magnoliopsida; Fabales; Fabaceae
Product: protein FAR-RED IMPAIRED RESPONSE 1-like
Exons: 3
Coding region: 290-1441 (383 amino acids)
Biological process (GO): regulation of DNA-templated transcription
Source: RefSeq, a predicted model, not a curated record